This is a messenger RNA of Neofelis nebulosa (Clouded leopard), 985 nucleotides long. RefSeq names its product structure-specific endonuclease subunit SLX1-like. Gene Ontology annotation, biological process: double-strand break repair via homologous recombination. The transcript is spliced from 7 exons. Gene Ontology annotation, cellular component: Slx1-Slx4 complex. Gene Ontology annotation, molecular function: crossover junction DNA endonuclease activity; 5'-flap endonuclease activity. Bases 6 to 830 code for a protein of 274 amino acids. NCBI's taxonomy places the organism in Eukaryota, Metazoa, Chordata, Mammalia, Carnivora, Felidae. The record is from RefSeq and is a predicted model, not a curated record.
UGCCGAUGGGCCCUGAGGGGGACGCGGCGAGGCCCGGGCGCUUCUUCGGCGUCUAUCUGCUCUACUGCCUGAACCCUCGGCACCGGGGUCGCGUCUACGUGGGGUUCACCGUCAACCCUACUCGUAGGGUCCAGCAGCACAACGGGGGCCGCAAGAAAGGAGGGGCCUGGCGGACCAGCGGGCGCGGGCCCUGGGCGAUGGUGCUUAUCGUGCACGGCUUCCCUUCCGCCGUGGCCGCCCUUCGGUUCGAGUGGGCCUGGCAGCACCCGCAAGCCUCACGCCGCCUGGCUCACGUGGGCCCGCGCCUGCGCAGCGAGGCCGCCUUCGCUUUCCACCUACGCGUGCUGGCGCACAUGCUGCGCGUGCCGCCUUGGGUGCGCCUCCCGCUCACCGUGCGCUGGCUGCGCGCCGACUUCCGGUGUGACCUCUGCCCACCGCCACCGUCGCACAUGCCGCUGACCUUUGGGCCUCCGCCGCCCCGCGCCGCGGCCCCGAAGCGCCGCGCCGGACCCUUAGCUGACCUGGAGUCCGAGCCUGACCAAGAUGCCGAGGCCUGCUGCGCCCUGUGCGCGCGCUCCUUCCAGGAUGAAGAGGGCCCCCUGUGCUGCCCCCACCCUGGCUGCUGCCUCAGGGCCCACGUGAUCUGCCUUGCAGAGGAGUUCCUGGAGAAGGAGCCAGGGCAGCUUCUGCCCCUAGAGGGUCAAUGCCCUGGCUGUAAGAACUCACUGCUGUGGGGAGACCUGAUCUGGCUGUGCCAGAUGGGCACCGAGGAGGAAGAAGAGAACUUGGAAUUAGAAGAGGAACACUGGACAGACAUGCUGGAGACCUGAUCCUCCGCCCACUGCUUGUUUGUGCCACUCCUAGCCCCUUCAGACCCAGUGAGAGAAAAGCACCUUCUGGGGGCCAUGGUUCUUUUACCAACCAUGAAUGAAUCUCCAUGAAAUCCCUUGGGAAUCAUGAAGCCGGACUCACUCCCAGGGUUAUU